CUCUCAACUGUUUUCAACUUCCCCUCGGACGCCCCUCUCGCGGGCCGAGCCGAUGCCGCUGCUGCUGUUGUGGCUGUCAAAUCAAAGUGUAUAUACAGGCCUAAAUGUAUGGCAUAUCUGAUCUGUAGUGUUUUUCGAGCAAGUGGCGUGAUUUUCUAAAUAUUAUGAAGAUGUUGGACGGUUUUGUCGCGACUUUGCGCGGUAACAAUCGACGUUUUUCGUUGUGACGAGUCUACGAUAUCGUAUCAUAGGUGUGCGAAUUCAGCACAGCUGAGUUCAAUUAACCGGUGAACUGCGCCGCAUGCACUUGGCGCAUUUCUGGAAAGUUCUGUGAGCGCAUGUGCAGUCGAGCUCGAUGUAACAGCAGCAGCAGCAGCUCAGCUCGCAACGGACUCUUUCGCGAACUGUCUCUCGUUCGAACGGAUUGCAUACACAAGCGCAAAAUAUACACAUACAUGCAAACACAGACGUACACCUUUCGGCCCAUGCGCAGCUUGGCUUUGUUUUUAUUUACGAUAGAGAAUCUCAGCUGCACUGGAUCGACUUUGGAUUGCCGCUCAUCGACGCAUAUACGGGCCUAUAAACGACCGAGCCUGCCUAUAUUAUCAGUCGAAAAAUGCAGCCAUUUGCAGCGUUAUAGCUGAACUCGAACAAAAGCCUUUUUUCCAAUCGAUCAAUUGCAUUGAACUUCAACUCGCAGCAUCUGUAACAUUUUAUACCAUAAACAAAUAUUGCGGUUGAGGAACAUUUCCGGCUCCCCACCAAAGAAACAAUGCAAAAUUUAACGCUGACAAGAGACAUCGGACGACUGUCGUUUGCUCAACGACUUUUUUACGAAAGAAAUGGUUUCUUGGUUAUACCACGUACGAUACCAAAAGAAAUUUUGGACAAAUGUAGCAAGAGAUUCGAUGAAUAUGCAAGCGGAAAAGUACCCAAGGGUUACACCACCGUUAUGAGAGACAUAGUCGACAGAAGUUCGGUUAACAAAAUUCAAGAUAUACUGCACGAUGACGCGUUUCGCGAGUAUUUCGAAAACCAACAUCUUCUGGACCUAGUAGAGGCCUUCACCGGACCUAACAUAGUGGCAGUGCACAGUAUGUUGAUUGCCAAGCCUCCUGAUGUGGGCAGUGGAAGCUCAAGACAUCCACCGCAUCAGGAUUUGUAUUACUUUCCAUUUAGACCUGCAAAUAAAAUAGUAGCGGCAUGGACCGCUAUUGAAAAAUGCGAUAAAGAGAAUGGAUGUUUACACGUAUUUCCAGGCUCGCAUCGUUCUUACGGUCUCAUGAACCACGCUUAUCCCAAAGAUACGGUGAACAAGAUGUACCAUGGCAUACAGGAUCUACCUGAUAAUAUAAAUUGGGUUGAUGUGGAAGUUGAACCAGGUGAUACUAUUUUUUUUCAUCCUCUGCUAAUACAUGGAUCAUGGAAAAAUGUAUCCACACGAACUAGGAAAGCCAUAUCUUGUCAUUAUGCAGCUGCAGAAUGCUAUUACAUUGAUGUAAAUGGCACAAUACAAGAAAGUAUUAAAGAUGAAAUCUUAUCAGUUGCUAAACGCCGAUUUCCAGGUGCUGAUGAUAUAACAUUUGCAGAAAUUUGGAAUAUGAGAUCAUCUCUUGUACGAGGAAUGAGAUCCUCAUUAUAAUAUCAAUUGCAGAUUUUGUUACUUGAGAUUUCACAAGGUGAUGGAAUAAAUUUGGAUAAUUUGAUUAGGGUCAAAUGAACAUAGUUCAGAA
This is a messenger RNA of Trichogramma pretiosum, 1733 nucleotides long. RefSeq names its product phytanoyl-CoA dioxygenase, peroxisomal-like. The transcript has 8 exons. Gene Ontology annotation, molecular function: phytanoyl-CoA dioxygenase activity. The record is from RefSeq and is a predicted model, not a curated record. Bases 773 to 1642 code for a protein of 289 amino acids. Lineage: Eukaryota; Metazoa; Arthropoda; Insecta; Hymenoptera; Trichogrammatidae. Gene Ontology annotation, biological process: fatty acid alpha-oxidation.